UUAUGUGUAUGUAACCCAAAAAGUUGUGUUACAAGUUUCAGUAAGGAGCAUAUUAUUGCAUGCACGUGUAGUCAUAUAAAAACGAGGCGAUAAUUAACCUAUCAUUGUCUUGGCAAUUCUAGUGCGGUGUGCAUGUGAAUCUAUUGGGCGAUUGUGCAUUUGCCCACCAGAUGCUCAGCUCAUUUCCUGGAUUUAUGUACAGUAAAGCAGCUGCAUACAGUAUGGAAAAUACACCAAAAAACAAACUUCACUACUAGAAAACAGUAAAUAACUCCUGGACGAUCAAUCAUGGAUGGUUCUACGAAUAGUCUAGAGUGACGAGUUUGACUGAAGAUGGCAUCGCCCACCGCCCGUGCAGGGGAGUACAGUACGGCACAGGGAUGUGUUUUGGUGGUGACGUGCUCGGGAUCACACGGCUCCCGAGGACGAGUGACGGGGACGGACGCUCUCUGUCGGUGGUGACGCUGCCAGGGUGGUGGUGUUCACAGGAAGGAGCUGACAGGAUGAUGUGUCGGCAGGCAGCAGCGCUGAGUACCCAGACCGGGUGUCCGUGAUGGAAGGGCGCCUUCAGUUGCAGGAGAACGAGAUCACUCUGCUCAAGUCGUCACUGGCCGACGCACUGCGCAGGCUCCGCCUCCACGACCAGCUGAUCCCCCUGCUCAAACAGCAGCUCAUCGCAGUGAACCCUGCAGCGGCCCGUGUCCUGAACCAAGUCUUCUGCUCUGAUGGUUUCUCCAGUUCCCGUAAACUGUCGUCCAGCUCAACCCUGGAUGGCACCCGCCACCCUGCCACCAGCCAAGUGGGAAACAACAUUGAAGGUGAGAAUGGUCACUAUGGGGACAAUGGAUCCCUAGCCCCUAUGUGUAAGGCCCCUACAUAUGAUCGGGCUACCCAAACAGAGCUCACCCCGCUGGGGCAGGACCAGGGGCUAGACGGGGUCCCACUGGCUCUCACCAGUGACAUCCAGAGCCUCUCCCUGGAAGAUGCCCUCCCCAAGGGUAUCUCUCUGACUGAGGGGUCCCAGGCCAAGCUCCACCGCAUCCAGGGGCUUGAAGAGGAUGAUGAGGAAGUGGAGAAGGAAAAGGACCUGAGCAGGACGUCUUCUGUAGAGGAGCCCAUCCACCCCACCACCAUCAGGAGCCUCCAGAGAGAGGACCUCCAAGACCCCAAUGGCUCCACGGAGAGCCUGAGUUCAGCCCGCCAGACCCCAAUCUCGGGGUCCCCAGUCCCCCCUAAGGACCUGCCCCCCAGCCCCCGGAGCGGACCUCUCUCCACUAUCCUGGAGGGCCACAAUAAACCCUUAGUUCGCAGGAACAGUGAGAAACUGGCAAAGGACCCCCAGGAGAAGACCAAGAAGCGGUUGGACAAAAAGGCAGCUUCUUCGGCCAACCUCCUCACCCGAUCCCCCAGUCUGGAGAGCCGGACCAAAGAUCUCAUCGCCAGUGCAGGUUCUCCCGGAUCGAGACGAGGAACCCAAGGUCAAUCAAUCAAAAUGUUCAUCCGCGGCCGACCAAUCACCAUGUACGUCCCCUCCAACAUCCAGAACUACGAUGACCUGAGGAUGGAGCCACCUGUAGAGAAACUGGAACUCGAUUGGGUUUACGGUUACCGGGGGCGCGACUGCCGAGCCAACCUGUACCUGCUGGCGUCGGGGGAGGCAGUAUACUUCAUCGCGUGUGUGGUGGUGCUGUACCACAUCAACAACCGCACUCAACGCCACUACAGCAAACACACAGACUGUGUCCGCUGUCUAACCAUCCAUCCAGACAAGGUGCGGGUGGCGUCGGGACAGACUGCUGGGGUGGAUAAGGAUGGCAAGCCCCUGCAGCCUUAUGUCCACAUAUGGGAUUCCUCCACACUGAUCACCCUACAACAGAUAGGACUGGGCACGUUUGAGCGAGGUGUAGGAUCUGUGGCCUUCUCCUUUGCAGACUCUGGAGCCUUCCUCUGUGUGAUUGAUGACUCCAAUGAACACAUGCUGUCUGUGUGGGACUGCGCCAAAGGAACCAAGCACGCAGAGGUUAAGAGCACCAAUGAGGCAGUGUUUACAGUAGAGUUCAACCCCAACGACAGCACCAACAUCAUCACCUGUGGGAAGUCUCACGUCUACUUCUGGACGCUAAGUGCUGGCUCACUCACCAAGAAACAGGGCAUCUUUGGGAAAUACAAGAAGCCCAAGUUCAUCCAGUGCUUUGUGUUCAGCCUGACGGGAGACGUGCUGACUGGGGACUCAGAGGGGAACAUCCUGACGUGGGGCAAAUCACCCGGCGACGUCAAGACACUGGGGAAAGGGGCCAAAGAGACAUUCCAGAUCAUGCGGCAGACGCGGGCCCACGACGGCAGUGUGUUUACUCUGUGUAUGCUGCAGGGGGGUGCUCUCCUCAGCGGCGGGGGCAAAGACCGUAAGAUCAUCCGCUGGAGCGCUGACCUUGCACCCGAGAGAGAGUGUGAGAUUCCAGAAAGGUUUGGGGCGGUCCGUUGCAUUGCGGAUGUAGACGGGGAAGAGUUGUUGGUUGGUACCACCCGAAAUGCCAUCCUGAGGGGCACUUUCUCUGACGGCUUUGUGGCCAUAGUACAGGGCCAUGUGGAUGAGAUGUGGGGCUUGGCCACACACCCCUCCCAGGAUGUCUUCCUCACCUGUGGACAUGACAGACAGGUGUGCGUGUGGAACACAGAGGAGCACAAACUGGACUGGUGCACCACGCUAGAGGAGUAUGGGCUGUGUGCUGAUUUCUGUCCCAAUGGGGCUGUGGUGUCUGUUGGGCUCAGCACAGGCAGGUGGCUGGUCCUUGACCUGCAGACCAAAGACAUAGUCUCAGACUACACCGACGGGAAUGAACAGCUGUCUGUAAUGAGAUACUCAACAGAUGGUAGCUUCCUAGCCGUGGGUUCCCAUGACAACUUCAUCUACAUCUAUAACGUCACAGAGAGUGGACGGCGCUACUCCCGCUACGGAAAGUGUAACGGUCACUCCAGCUUCAUCACUCACCUUGAUUGGUCCAAAGACGGGAAGUACAUUAUGUCCAACUCAGGCGAUUACGAAAUCCUUUACUGGGACAUCGCUGGAGGCUGCAAACUGUUGAGGAACCGCUAUGAGAGCAAAGACAGAGAAUGGGCGUCCUACACCUGCGUACUGGGUUUCCACGUCAUGGGUGUGUGGUUGGAGGGUUCAGACGGUACAGACAUCAACGCCCUCUGUCGCUCCCACAAUGAGAGAAUGGUGGCGGUGGCCGACGACUUCUGUAAAGUCCACCUCUUCCAGUACCCCUGCCCAAAACCCAAAGCUCCAAACCACAGCUAUGAGGGCCAUGGCAGUCACGUGACCAACGUGCGCUUCACCCACUGUGACAGUCACGUGCUCUCCAUGGGCGGCAAGGACACCUGUAUCCUCCAGUGGAGGGUCAAGAGAGGAGGGACGGGGGACAGCGGUGGAGACCGCCUACACUCCUCCUCUUCCAGCUCCCCAGAACCUUAAGGGAGAGAGGGAGACAUGGAGAGAAAGACAGAGACUAAGAGAAUUAUAGAGAGGCUGAUAGAGAGACAAAGGGGAGAGAACGUUUACAGAGGGAGAGGGAGGGAGCAACGUCGAAAGAGAGUGGCUUCUGGACUUGUGGCGUAGUGUUUGUGUCUGGCUUUUAAAUCAUAGCAGGUUUAGGAAUCGCAUCCCUGAUGUCCACAGGAUUCUCUGUUCAAACAUAAUGGAGUUUUGUAAUGCAGAUAUGAGCCACACAUGACGUAAUGAAAACAUUUAAUACAUCUGGGCACAAUUUACUUCUCAGAAUGAGUGAAAUGCUGUUGCAUCUUUGUGAAUUUUCUAGAUUGAUGCAAUUGAAAAAGGUCAAACUGUUAACAACUGACUGUUGGGACUGCCAUCAUUAAUUGACGACAAAGGGAUCAAUUGUUGAAAACAUUCCAAAAUAUCCUAUUUUGUUUACUAUAUUGUUUACCAUGCCAACUUACCCUAGUGGUGUUUUAUGGUUAUUGUCUUCUCAUAAAUGUCAUAUAAAAUCAUACAUAACUUGUGCUGUUGCGAUCUAUGAAUAUUGAACUUUUUAUGUGCUUCUGACAAAUUUAAAAUUUUGCUACAUGUUGACAAUCACUCAAGUGCCUUAGAAUUGAAUAACAAAAAUAUUUUCUUUACUCAUUGUAGUUUAAACUAAUCUCCUGAGUAUUAGACCAAUUCUGAAAUGUUUACCUUCAUUGUACACUUUGCUUUUGUAUUGGAUUUCUUCUAUGUUUAUUUAAAAGUACUUUUGAAUGGGUCGUGGUUUUCUUUGUCUCCAGAUAUUUCGAUCAAUAAACUAUGACAAACUAGUG
Molecule: messenger RNA, 4317 nt
Organism: Oncorhynchus masou masou (cherry salmon)
Lineage: Eukaryota; Metazoa; Chordata; Actinopteri; Salmoniformes; Salmonidae
Product: echinoderm microtubule-associated protein-like 3
Exons: 26
Coding region: 554-3475 (973 amino acids)
Biological process (GO): microtubule cytoskeleton organization
Cellular component (GO): mitotic spindle
Molecular function (GO): microtubule binding
Source: RefSeq, a predicted model, not a curated record